AUGGCAGGUGCUAGGAGAUUGGGCGUGGCCAUUGAUUUCUCGGCGUGCAGCAUCAAAGCACUGAACUGGACGCUGGAUAACGUGGUCAAAGAAGGGGAUCACCUCAUUCUAAUCGUGGUCCGCCACGCUACCUACGAGCACGGCGAGAUGCAGCUCUGGGAAACCACUGGCUCACCUCUCAUACCUCUGAGUGAGUUCGCUGAGCCUGCGGCCAUGAAGAAAUAUCAAUUUAAACCUGAACCCGCAGUAAUUGAUAUUGUCCAAACUGCUGCCCGGCAAAAAAACAUUAUGGUGCUAAUGAAGAUCUAUUGGGGAGAUGCUCGAGAGAAGUUAUGUGAAGCAGUUGAUCAAGUACCUCUAGACUCCCUUAUCAUGGGAAACAGAGGCCUUGGCACGCUCCAAAGGGUCAUAAUGGGUAGCGUCAGCAACUUUGUGGUGAAUAAUGCAACCUGUCCUGUGACUGUGGUGAAGACUCAAGACCACAAGCGUUAG
Molecule: messenger RNA, 492 nt
Organism: Sphenostylis stenocarpa
Lineage: Eukaryota; Viridiplantae; Streptophyta; Magnoliopsida; Fabales; Fabaceae
Source: the annotation of a GenBank genome assembly